Messenger RNA from Aspergillus alliaceus, 822 nucleotides. RefSeq lists its product as uncharacterized. Lineage: Eukaryota; Fungi; Ascomycota; Eurotiomycetes; Eurotiales; Aspergillaceae. Gene Ontology annotation, molecular function: oxidoreductase activity, acting on NAD(P)H, oxygen as acceptor. The transcript has 6 exons. Gene Ontology annotation, cellular component: intracellular anatomical structure. The record is from RefSeq and is a predicted model, not a curated record. The coding region runs from base 1 to 822 and encodes 273 amino acids.
AUGACUGCCUCAGCGACUACUGAAGCCUCCGAUGCCGCCCAGGCCUCCGCUACACCGCAGACUCAGGUCACUCAUGGAUCAAAGGUGGUCGCAAUUACCGGUGCGAACCGCGGGAUCGGUCUAGGAAUCGCAGAAUGUUGUGAAGAGUUUGCUGCACUCACCAAGCGCUACCCAGGGAAGCUCCAUGCAUUAAUUAUUUCAGAGGCAGGGGUCUUACACGGCAUGGUGGUGAAUGCGGGACGGACGCAUCACAAGGCGGCAUUAGAUUUUACUAAAGAGGAAGUUGAGAACUUAUUCAAUGUUAAUCUCUUUGGAGCUUUGUAUACCGCAAGAGCCGCCGUAAGUGCCUUUAUUAAACUGGAGGUCAAAGGCUCUAUCGUCUUUACGGCGUCAAUGGCUUCUUAUCGUCCUAUCAAGCGAGUUCCUUCCACCCCGUACGGCGCUUCCAAAGCGGGUAUCCGGAAUGUGGCCCUUACGCUGGCCAUGGAAUGGGCUCAGCAUAGCAUACGUGUGAACAGCGUUUCCCCUAGUCUUGUUAAAACCGCUAUGACAUACUGUGUGCCGCAACAGCCGGACUGGGAGCAGCAGCUAAAGUACUAUGGUGAAAUCUGGAGAUUUGGCGAGGUGCAGGAGCUCGGUGGGGCAUACGUUUACUUUCUGAGCGAUGCGGCUAGCUAUACAACCUUCGUUGAUAUUCCUGUCAUUGGUGUUAUUAGCAGUAAGUCAUCCAGGGUUCCUCAGGUUCUCGCUCGAAGGCGCUUGAUCUGCCAUAUGCAGGAACUGAAGGUCGUUAAAGCAACGUCAUUCUCUUGUGAGAGAUAG